Molecule: messenger RNA, 1101 nt
Organism: Rhinocladiella mackenziei CBS 650.93
Lineage: Eukaryota; Fungi; Ascomycota; Eurotiomycetes; Chaetothyriales; Herpotrichiellaceae
Exons: 4
Coding region: 1-1101 (366 amino acids)
Biological process (GO): protein geranylgeranylation
Cellular component (GO): Rab-protein geranylgeranyltransferase complex; cytoplasm
Molecular function (GO): Rab geranylgeranyltransferase activity
Source: RefSeq, a predicted model, not a curated record
AUGACAGGUCACGGAGUUCCACGGACGGCAACCCGUGAAGCGAGGACGGCCGAAGCACGGCAGAAGGAGUUGAAAGAGAUCUCUCAAUAUCAACAGCUGGUGGAGGAAGUCAAUAAAAAGGUUGAUGCUAGAGAGUUUACGCCUCAAUUACUCCAAAAAACUGCUGAGCUUUUGAAGAAGAAUCCAGAGUACUACACUAUUUGGAAUCACCGUCGUCGUAUCUAUGUCAACGAAUUUCACGACCUCGAGAAAGCCGUCUCUUCGGGUGAUAUAGACGAAGAUAAUAGGGUGAGCCAAGUAUUGGAUAUCAUACAAUUGGAUUUGCAAUUUCUAUUUCCUCUUCUUCUCAAAUUUCCCAAGUGCUACUGGAUAUGGAAUCACCGAUUGUGGCUUCUCGACCAAUCCACAAUCCUCCUCCCGGCAUCACAAGCUCGAAAGUUAUGGGAGGAAGAGCUUGGGCUAGUCGGAAAGAUGCUCAGUCGAGACAGCCGAAAUUUCCAUGGAUGGGGAUACCGGCGAAUCGUGGUACAAAACCUCGAAAGUGAAGCCUUGCAGGGUCAGAGCAUGGCACGGAAGGAAUUCGACUAUACUAAGAAAAUGAUUGAAACGAACUUGUCCAAUUUCUCCGCCUGGCAUAACCGAACGAUACUUAUUCUCCGGAUCUUGGAUGAGGAAAAUGCAAGUGACGAUGAAAGGCAGAAAAUGCUGGAUGAAGAGCUCGAACUGAUCCAUAAAGCAUUAUUCGACCCAUAUGACCAAUCACUGUGGUUCUAUCACCAAAAUCUGAUGUGCACGUUCGACCCGGACCAGGCAGCCAGGAGCAUGGCGCCGAAUCUUUCUAAUGAUCAGCGGCUGAAAUACAUCGCAUCGGAGAAGGAGUAUAUCGAAGAAGUGUUGGAAGAUGCUCAAGACUGCAAAUGGCCGUACCAGGCAUUGAUCGAAUGCACGCUGUUGGAAGCAAAAUUGAACAAGGGCAUGCAGAAAGAUGAUAACAGAAAGAUACGGGAAUGGUUGGACAUGCUGAAGACUUUGGAUCCUCUCAGAAAAGGCAGAUGGUUAGACAUGGAGCAGGCCCUUGUCAAGGAUAAUUUGCCGAUAUGA